CGACCAUAUUGUUUACGGGCGGAUGUACGCGGGCCGAGCUGUACGAGUAACAGCUAGAGAAGCAGCGGCAGUGACGUCAUUAUUUGUUGGGUGACGAGUAGAUAAGACAGUGGAAUAAGGUUUCCGAAGAUACAGGGCUGCUCGCGGUUUCUUUCUGCUGUGAUUAAUGGGUUGAUUCGAUAUCAGCGAGGGUUUCAUCAAUAAGACUGACACCGGCUAAACAGAAGAAAAAUAUCAUCAUGAUAUGGAACGCCAUGCCGGCAGUUCUAAGCUUUUGGGCAUCAAUAUGCAGCUUUUGCCUCGGAUGGAAGUCAGAUGUUCUGUUUGAUACAGAGAGCUAUGACUCGAUCGUCUUAAAGAGCAGAUCUAACCACAGCGGCUUCUGUGAAAGAAAAACUAAAGUAACAUCUAUGGAUUUAUGGAGCAUGGCUGCGGAAGACGUGCUAGAUGAUUUGCCAGUUGAUCCAAUAAGAGCAAAUUAUGUGAGAAGAGUGAAAAAUUGCAUUUUUUCUGUCGCUUAUCCGACCCCCUUGACGUCAAACAUCCAACUAGUAUCCAUUUCUGAGGAUGUACUAGAAAAUGUGCUCGAUCUUGACAUCUCUGCCGUUAAAGAAGACGACUUUCUGCAGUUUGUAAGCGGUAGGAAAACUAUUCUAGGAUCUGUUCCUCUUGCACACAGAUACGGAGGACAUCAGUUUGGUGUCUGGGCUGGCCAGUUGGGUGACGGCAGAGCUCACUUGGUUGGCACUUAUAUCAACAGGUUUGGGGAGAGAUGGGAGCUUCAAUUAAAAGGAUCAGGAAAAACCCCAUAUUCCAGAGAUGGCGACGGGCGAGCCGUACUCCGUUCCUCCAUCCGAGAGUUCCUAUGUAGUGAGGCUAUGCAUUAUCUUGGAAUUCCCACAUCAAGGGCUGCCAGCCUUGUUGCAAGUGAUGACCCUGUCUGGAGGGAUCAGUUCUACAAUGGAAGUCUUAGAAAAGAAAAGGGAGCAGUUGUGUUACGUGUUGCUAAGUCAUGGUUUCGCAUUGGCUCGCUUGAAAUUUUGACUCACUCUGGAGAGUUUGAGUUGCUUCGGAGGCUUGUAGACUUUAUCAUCAGGGAACAUUUUCCAACAAUCAAUGCAACAGACCCCAAUAGAGUCCUGGAAUUUUUCACCCAAGUGGUAUUCCAAACUGCAAAUUUAAUUGCCUUAUGGAUGUCAGUAGGCUUUGCACAUGGUGUGUGCAACACUGACAAUUUCAGUUUGUUGUCCAUCACAAUAGAUUAUGGCCCAUUUGGCUUCAUGGAAAACUAUGAUAUUGAUUAUGUUCCAAACACAUCUGAUGAUGAAGGAAGGUAUAAAAUUGGCAACCAAGCCAACAUUGGAAUGUUUAAUCUGAACAAGCUACGCCUGGCUUUGAACCCGCUUAUGGACGGCAGACAGAAACAGCUGGCGUUACAAGUACUUGAAAGCUUCCCUGAUUUAUAUUACCAAAGAUUUAAAGAGCUGUUUAGUGCCAAAUUGGGGUUUCUCGGUGAAACUGAACAGGACCUGAUCAUAAUUGCGUCCUUUCUCAGUCUGCUUGAAGACUCCAAGACUGACUUUACAAUGGCCUUCCGUCAGCUCGGCGAAAUCACAGAAGAAGAGCUACAGAGUCUACUCAUUCCUCAGGAACACUGGGCCCUUCAUGCAAUUAGCCAUCACAGGGACUUCCCAGAAUGGGUUAAUACAUACCUUCAGAGAUUAAAAAGAAACCCUGAUGAUACGGAUUAUAAAAGAAGACAAAGAAUGGCGUCGACCAAUCCUAGAUACGUGCUUAGGAACUGGAUGGCAGAGUCUGCUAUUCGCAAAGCUGAAAUGAAUAACUUUUCAGAGGUCCGCACGCUGCAGAAGAUACUGCGUCAGCCCUUCCGUAAGCAGAAAAUAGCAGAGAUGGCCGGGUAUUCCCAACAGACCCCAGCAUGGGCCAAACAUUUAAAAGUCAGUUGUUCAUCAUAAAGCAAAUUCAUUCAAAGUCCCUACCCAACUUAAGACUGACCAGA
Messenger RNA from Spea bombifrons (plains spadefoot toad), 2020 nucleotides. Its product is annotated as protein adenylyltransferase SelO-like. The transcript is spliced from 20 exons. NCBI's taxonomy places the organism in Eukaryota, Metazoa, Chordata, Amphibia, Anura, Pelobatidae. Bases 240 to 1976 code for a protein of 578 amino acids. The record is from RefSeq and is a predicted model, not a curated record.